Gordionus sp. m RMFG-2023 is the source of this 5199-nucleotide messenger RNA. RefSeq names its product electroneutral sodium bicarbonate exchanger 1-like. Gene Ontology annotation, cellular component: plasma membrane. The transcript is spliced from 25 exons. Lineage: Eukaryota; Metazoa; Nematomorpha; Gordioida; Chordodea; Parachordodidae. The coding region runs from base 468 to 4910 and encodes 1480 amino acids. Gene Ontology annotation, biological process: monoatomic anion transport; bicarbonate transport; transmembrane transport. Gene Ontology annotation, molecular function: monoatomic anion transmembrane transporter activity; sodium:bicarbonate symporter activity; solute:inorganic anion antiporter activity. The record is from RefSeq and is a predicted model, not a curated record.
AUAUUUGCAGUUUUUUUACGAAUUAUGUUAAUUAUUAAAAUUAAGAAACCUUAUUUCUUAUACAACAUAUAAAAAAAAUAAUUUGCUCUAUAAUAAUAUUAUAUAUCGAGUAUGCGCAAGAAUUCUAAUUCUAAUUUGAUCCAUGUUCUGUUGGUCUGGGGCUUGCCGUAUUCUUAAUUCACAAGAGGGUCAAUUAAAUAUCUUAUUAUCCCAUACAUUAUCUCAAUUUAUUAAUGACUAUUCUGAAUGCUUUAACUUUUUAAAUUAAAAUAUAAUAAUAUUGAUUUACCUCUAACAUUUGAUUUUAAAAUGAUGACAUCAAAACGCCUAUAUAUAUCUAUCUUGAUCCCUCAAAUUAAAAAAACGAUCUCUGAAGGGACGUUCUUUUUAUUACAUCAUUUCAUAUUUAUUUUCCUGUUUUAAUCUCACCCAGAAGGCUUUUUAAAAAAGAAACUCAUAUAUAUAUAAUGCAUCUACUUCCUUCAUUUAUCUCCGACAAAAUAAACUCCAUUCGUCAUCGAAAGAUUAGUAAAACCACUAUCCGCGUUAAUCGCACACUUUCUUGUGAUCGCUCUGAAGGCGGGCGCGGAUCUUAUGUGAGAAAUCCUCCUACACGGCCCGACCCUCGAGCCUUCCCCUCUCUUGCUUCGCCCUUUUUCGAGACCAACUUUUUUGGCCGAUCCCCCUCUCCCAUUAAUAAAACCAACUCUCGUUAUAAAACUCUCAAAAAGGGAUUUUCUCACGAUGCUCUCUUUUGUAACACCGAUUUUGAUUACUUUACACGUCGUAAUAGCGAUGAAAAUGAUUACGAUUACAAUUUUAACCGCAAUUUAUUAUACCACAACCCCUGCAUAGUCGAUCCGGCUGAGCAUGUCCAUUUGAUAUUGGGUGGGAGUGGCGUGGCUAACUCGGAUCAAGAAUUUGAGCGCUUGUUUAUCCAGAUGGACGAGCUGCGUUUCAUCAAUUCUUCCCUUCCAAUUUCUCCUGUUAAUUUCAGCGGUCCUAACGAUCUUUCCAAUGCCCAGUCGACCAUAGGCGGUAAUGAUAUACCUUUGUGGGAGGAGGUCGCCAGAUGGGUCAAGUUUGAAGAGGACGUGGAGCCAGGCAGCAACCGGUGGUCCAAGCCCAGGGUUGCCACGCUAGCCUUACACUCUCUCCUUGAACUUAGAAGUUGCAUCCUCAACGGGAUGCUCAUAUUGGACAUGGAGGGAUCCUGCCCUCUUGACAUUGAAAAUAAUCUUAUCAGCUCUCUUCUCUCUUCUAAUCAAAUAACGACGGAAAUAGAGGCCGAUGUCCGUGGGAUACUCAAAGCACCCCACGUUUCUCAAUAUAUGAAGAACGCUAAUUUUAGGAACGUCGCUUCUAAGAGUCAUUUUCCUAACAUAGCUUCGCUACCCGUUAUAGGACCCGGUAUAGGAUUGCACGCCAAAUUCUACAACGUAACGUCUCGCAACGUCCCUUUUUCAAACAAUUACUCUAACCAACCAUCGCAGUUGGAACCUUCCCCCACAAACAAGGCUCUCGCUUCGAACGGAGAGCUAACUAAGGUUAAGCGAAUUAAAAAGAUUUCUAUGCGUCAAAGCAAGACUUCCCCCGGUCCACUGUCUCCCACUCACAAUUUGAUGGAUAAACUUGAAUCAUCUGACAACGGCUCCAAAAAAAUAUCACUCGCGGUCAAUUCCAGCGAAGAAAACCAACCGUCUUUAGCCCAACAGCAGCCUAAGGUUGGCAAUUGGCAUUUUAUGAAAAAGUUGCCUGAAAACGUUGAGGCCGCUCACGUUUUGAUAGGGGAAGCCCCCUUUUUGCAGAACCCUAUAAUCACCUUCGUUCGUUUGCGAGAUGCAGUUUAUUUAGCCGAUGCAACCGAAGUACCUAUUCCUUCGAGAUUUAUAUUUUUGCUCAUCGGUCCCAUUGGAUACGUUGACAGGUACCACGAAAUUGGGCGAUGUCUGGCUACUUUGAUGUCGGAUGAAGUGUUCCACGACGUAGCUUACAAGGCCAAGAAUAUCCAAGAUAUUUUGGCGGGGGUAGACGAAUUUUUAGACCAAGUCAUAGUCCUUCCUCCAGGAGAGUGGGAUCCUACCAUAAGAAUACAACCACCUUUGAAUAUCCCAUCCCAGCUGAAUCGAAUUAGCAAAAAAUGCUAUAAAAACGGUUCUGAAAAGGACGAAUUCAAGGUUCUCGAGCACGACGACAAGACUCUCGUUAAGACUGGCAAGUUUUGUGGCGGCCUUAAACAAGACAUAAAGCGCAAACUGCCUUGGUACUUUUGGAGCGACAUAACUGACGGACUUUCAAUGCAAUGUCUAGCAUCCUUCUUUUUCCUCUAUUUCGCUUGCUUGGCGCCGAUCGUGACCUUCGGCGGCCUCCUAGGUGAUGCUACUGGACAUAAUUUGGCUACGAUAGAAAGCUUAUUAUCUGGAGCCAUAUGUGGUAUAACAUGGUCACUCUUUGCUGGUCAGCCUCUCACCAUAAUGGGUAGUACUGGACCUAUACUCGUAUUUGAAUCCAUCGUAUUUUCCUUUUGCAGAGAUCAAGGCCUAAAUUAUCUAUCCUUCCGUUGCUGUAUAGGCCUAUGGACCUGCCUCAUACUACUCGUAAUAGUAGCUACAGAUGCUAGCGUGCUGGUUAAAUACGUUACUCGAUUCACAGAAGAACUCUUCGCUUCUCUCAUAAGUCUUAUUUUUGUGUACCAAGCUCUUAAAAACAUUUACCAUAUUAGCAAGGAAUAUCCUGUCAUUAGACGGAACCCCUUACCUCUGGGGCGAUCUUUGCUAACCCCUUCCAACAUAUCCACUUUAAUGUCGAAUUAUUCUAAAGCCAUUGCUGAUUUUACGGAUGCCGAUGGCGAUCACGGGUAUCCUCAUGUUUCCGACGUUUUUUUCUUAUCCGUCAUUCUCUUCCUCGGCACCUUUUUGUUGAGCCUUGUUUUUAAAUCUCUCCGAAAUACUACAUAUUUCCCCAUGAUAAUUAGGUACACUAUAAGCGAUUUCUCCGUCCUAUUUGCAGUACUACUAAUGCUUGGACUAGAUUUCUAUUACGGAUUGGCUACACCUAAGUUAUUGGUCCCUCGCAAUUUUAGGCCCACUUCUCCUCUGAGAAAAGGGUGGUUUGUUAACCCUCUAAGCGAAAAUCCUUGGUGGACGUCCUUAGUUACAGUGUUCCCGGCACUUUUGGCAACCAUCCUCAUUUUUAUGGACCAACAAAUUACAGCUGUUAUUAUUAAUCGGAAGGAAAAUUUACUCAAGAAAGGAUGUGGUUACCAUCUAGAUCUACUUGUCGUGUCCCUAUUAGUGGCUAUAUGUUCCUUGCUUGGAAUUCCUUGGUUUGUGGCCGCCACCGUACUCUCCAUAACACACGUCAACAGCCUCCGGGAGGAAACAGAAUGUUCGGCCCCAGGAGAGAGACCCAAAUUCCUUGGUGUCAGGGAACAAAGACUUACUGGAUUUCUCAUAUUCGUAUUCAUUGGCUUAUCUGUUACGAUGACUAAAUUAUUGCAAUACAUACCUAUGCCCGUUCUUUACGGCGUGUUCCUAUAUAUGGGGAUUUCUUCCUUGAAAGGUGUUCAAUUCAUACAAAGGAUAUCGAUAUUCUUCAUGCCUCAAAAAUAUCAACCCGACUACAUGUUUUUGCGGUCCGUUAAAACAUAUCGCGUUCACAUAUUUACAGCCAUACAAUUGUUAUCACUAGCUGCGCUCUGGGCCAUUAAAUCAUACAAGUCCAUUUCCAUAUGCUUCCCCAUUAUGGUAGUCGCACUGGUUGGCAUUCGGAAGUUGAUGGAGAAAAUAUUUACCCCCAGAGAACUCAGCAUUUUGGACGACGUAAUGCCCGAGGCAGAAAAAAAGCGAAAAAGUAUGGAUGUUUCUUUGAUAAACGACAAUAAUGGUUCUUCUGACCCACGAUUUACUCAAAAGUCCGCCAAAAAUCGAGUUGGUUUGAGACACAAAGGUCGGCGAUCUGUAAAUAGCGGAUUGAUGGGCAGGAUUCUCAGCCUUUUCCGAUCUGAAACCGGUGUUUGUAAAUAUGAGCCCGUUAAAGCCGACGCAGCUACCCAUGAUGGGGACCGUGAUGCUGACAAUGCCCUUAUAAAAGUUUCAAUAAGGCCUCAGAAUUUAGAUAUUGAAUCGAACAAUUUUGACGAAGAGACCAAACAUUUUGAUAAAGACAGUGAUGCUGAAAACACUACCCAUGUUGUAACGAAUUCUUUAAAUGGCGGAUCAAGUGAUACUAAAAUCUUAUUGUCACCGCAUAUAGAUGUUAAAGUUUCAUUAUUGGGAAACGUCAACUCAGUCAGAAAUAAAUUACCCCAGGUGUCAUCCUUGACCGACACCAUGAAUAUUACCCGUGAAGUUGAACGAACGGCAGUGUGGAAAUCACUAGCUAAGGAAAAGUUCAUAACAAACGCGUCAGCUUCCGCUAUCAACGUAUUGGAGAAUCAAAUGAUCCCAGUUUCGGGCACCAAUCCAAAGAUCCACCAACAUUAUCAUAAACACCAUCAUAAACAACAUCAUUCUCAUCAAAAUCAUUCAGAUAAAUGGGGAGUUCAAGAUUACGACUCUAAAUCGGAAAAUAAACCCUUCUUUCAAGCACCCGAUAAAUUCAGCAUUAGAAUAGGAUCUGACGAUGAAGAUGAUGGGGUUGUCAUGAUCGGCCAAAGAUAUCGUACCAAUGAAGAAGCCAUUUUAGAUCCCGCUAAAAUAUCAAUCAAUAAUCAAAUUUCAUACGAACCUGACACUUGUUUACAUAAUCAAAGAUACCCGGAUCAAACUCCAUUGGUGCAAUUACACUCGAAAAAUAAAAAUAGUUUCACAUUAAAUGGCAAAAAAGGCGCGUCUAGAGAUGAGGGAAAUAACGAAAAUUUUGAUCAUUCUAGGGUUACUGACCCGAAGAAUAUUUCAUUGUUGCCCUAGGCCCUAUAAAUUAGAUUUUGUACCUAUCGCUAUCAAAACUUAAGCAUCCGUGUUUAUAUAAUUAGCCAAAUAAUAUUUUACUUGAUUUUAACGUUGUUUAGUUAUAUUCUUGUUAUCCUCAUAAUACUUCCUUCGUAUUUAAUUUCAUACUCGCUUAUAAAAAAAUUUAUUUAAAUAAUAUAAUAUCUUAUGUGAUUUUAAUUAUUCAAUUUUUUCGAAUAUCUACCUAUUUUUAAGUAUACAUAAUAUUAUAUAAGUUUUCGCGUAUCCAUAUAUUUUCUAAAAAAUU